UCCUCCUCCUCCUCUCCUUCUCUUCCUCCUCCUCCUCCUCCUCCUCCUCCUCCUGCUCCUGCUCGGCUCCGCUUCCCACCCGCAGAGGCUCCCAUGGGGCGCCCAGGCCCCCACAACCUGACCUGCGUGUCCUACAAGCACCCGAGCGUGCGGGGGGCGCUGGGGGGCGCGGGGGGGGCGGCGGCCGGCGCCGUUCGCUGCCCCCCCGGGCAGUGCUGCGUUGGCAUCUGGAACCGCAGCCAGGCUCUGGUGCAGGGCUGCUGGGGCGGCCGGGGGGACGCCUGUCCCUCGGCCACCUGCGCCCCCAGCCCCGCGGGACAUCCCGGCAGCUCCGUGCUCCUGUGCCUGUGCCAUGGCCACCUCUGCAACGGCAACGCCACGGGGACAGCGGCCGUGGGGCUGGGGGGAACCCGGCAGGGCCCAGUGCCCGGCCAGGGGGGGUCCGUGGGGACCCUGUGGCUGUGGGGUGCCGGACCCCUCCUCCUCAUCCUCCUCACCUGUCUGGGCAUCCUCGGUAGGGACAGGAGCACGGCGGGGACGGGGGGACCCCCGGGCACAGCCAUCCCCUACCCGAUGUCCCCCGGGUGUCCCCAAACGCCACAUCUGUGGUGUUCCCAGAGUGCAGGUCCCCAGGUGUUGUGUCACCCUGUCCCUGGGGCGGGGGUCCCUGCUGUCCUAGUGACCCCCUGGGGUGGGGAGAUCCCGGGAUGCCACAUUCCCCGUGUCCCCUGCGUGGUGAGGGGGGCUGCUGGUCCCCGGUGUCCUCAGGUCCGUGUCCCUGAUUCGGGGGCGCUCCUCUGCGGGGGGUCCCCGGAUGGGGGUGUCCCUGGUGUCCCCCAUCCAGGACUGCGCCGGACAAGGGCCCGCACGGGUCAGCCACCGCGGAGGGGGCGGAGAAUCGGGGUCCCCCCGGAGCCCCCCAGCCCGGACCUGCCUGCGCUGCACUUCCUGCAGGUGCUGCAGUCGGGCCGGUUCUCGGCGGUGUGGCGGGGGACGCUGCGCCAGCGGCCCGUGGCCAUCAAGGCGUUCGCGGCCGGGGCUGGCCGGAGGUUCGCGGCCGAACGCGCCGUGCACGCGCUGCCGCUGAUGGAGCACGAGAACGUGGCCAGGCUGCUGGACACCAGAGCGGCCGGACCCCGCGCCCGAGGGGGACUCCUGGUCCUGCAGCUCUACCCGGCCGGCUCCCUGCGCCACUUUCUGGGGCAGCACGUGGGGACCUGGGCGGGCAGCGUGCGCCUGGCGCUGUCCCUGGCCCGCGGCUUGGCCUUCCUGCACCAGGAGCUGUGGCGUGACGGGCUGUACAAGCCCAGCGUGGUGCACCGGGACCUGAGCAGCCAGAACGUGCUGGUGCGGGAGGACGGGACCUGCGCCAUCGGCGACUUCGGGCUGGCGCUGGCGCUGCCACCGCGCGCCCAGGACGGCACCGGCGCCCGGCACGCCGUGACCAUCCGGAAGGCGGGCACCCAGCGGUACCUGGCACCCGAGAUCCUGGACGAGAGCCUGGACCUGCGGGCCUGGGGCCGGGCACUGCGCCAGGCCGACGUCUACGCGUUGUCCCUGCUGCUCUGGGAGAUCCUGUCCCGCUGCCAGGCCCUGAGCCCCGGAGCUCCGGUGCCGCCGUUCCGGCUGGCGUACGAGGCCGAGCUGGGCUCCAGCCCCAGCGGGGCUCAGCUGCGGCGUUUGGCUGCGGACGAGAGGCGGCGGCCGCUCAUCCCCCCCGCCUGGCACCGCGCCCCCCAGGUCAGACCCCCGGGACCCCGGGCCGGGGUCUGCGGCUGCUGGGGGCGCCCGCGGGGGCCCCGGGGGGUGCAGGGGGUCCCGGGGGGUCUCGGGGGGUCCGCGCCUCGGUGCCCGGGGGUAUUUUCGGGGGGUCGCUGCUCGGCGAUGACCCUGAGGACACCGGGGGGGUGUUCCCGUUCGGGGGUGUCAUCCCCGGGUGUUUCCCCCGCUGAGCCCGGGGAGGGGGGUCCCACAGCCCGGGGGGGCUCUGCCGGAGCUGCUGGAGGAUUGCUGGGACCCGGACCCCGAGGCGCGGCUCUCGGCCGAGCGGGCUCUGCAGCGGCUCCAGCGCUUGGCCGCGGGGCCCGCACCGGCCCCGGAGGACCCCGGCGCGGGGGUCGCCCCCCGUCAGGUCCUGGAGUCUCCCACCAUGUGGAACCCUGGUGCAGGUACAGGGGGGCACCCCGGUCUGGGGGGGCUGCCUUGACCCCCCCCAAGGUCAGACCCCUCCCCUAAAUCUCCUCAUUUCCCCCCCCAG
Molecule: messenger RNA, 2257 nt
Organism: Parus major (Great Tit)
Lineage: Eukaryota; Metazoa; Chordata; Aves; Passeriformes; Paridae
Gene: AMHR2
Product: anti-Mullerian hormone receptor type 2
Exons: 10
Coding region: 94-2235 (713 amino acids)
Biological process (GO): protein phosphorylation; BMP signaling pathway; cellular response to growth factor stimulus
Cellular component (GO): signaling receptor complex; plasma membrane
Molecular function (GO): ATP binding; transforming growth factor beta receptor activity
Source: RefSeq, a predicted model, not a curated record